CAGCAACGACCAUGGCGCACCUCGACGGGAAGGAGAACAUUGCCGACGGGCUCGUCGCGAGCGCGUCGUUCAAGGCGCCGUCGUUGUCCCCGAAGAAGGCCGCGCCCAAAAAGAAGCGCGCGAAGAGCAUCGGCCCUGGCGGCCUAGAGAAGGAGGAGGAGGCGCCGCUGAAGGCGCGCAAUGGGAACAGGCGAAAGUCUGCGUUUGUUCCGGCCGUCAAGUCGAUCCUGUCGUCCAACGCCGAAGACGAGAGGAAGCGCAAAGAAGCGCGUCGCCAGUCGCUGGCCAAGAGACGCGUCUCGUUUGCGCCAGAGGCAACGCUGCACACGUGGGACGUGGUCGAGUACAUGCGCGAUGCAACCAGCUCCUCGGCCGCCUCAGACGCGACGCGCCGGGCCUCGCUGGCCUCGCAAGCCCCGAACCCAGAGUCAGAUCCCGCCGAGCCUCCCUCCACGCCGCCUGAGCAGGUGGUCGAGCCCGAGCCGCACGUCGAGUCGGCCCCCGCGAACCAGCGCGAGAGCCACCAGAAGAAGAACCGCCGCAGCUCGGGCAUCCCGCCCAUGAACUUCAACAACCCCGACCAAGCCUACUCGUCGAGCCCUCUGAGUGGCGACACUGCCUCGCCGGGCGAUCGAGUUGCGGAGAGCGAGUCUGAGGACGACGACGACGAUGCCACUGCGAACCUGGCCGUUGCACUCGACACCGAAGACAGCUCUCAGAGUAGCGCACGACUGGACGCUGCCCUGCGACAGGCCUUCGAGCAGGCCGGGACGCAGAAGCUGGAUUUCGACGACGACGGCGAGAUGACCAUGGAAAUGGCAGACGAUGAGACGACAGUUUCUUUCAAGCCCUGGGCGCGCAAGGCCGCGGAGGGGCAGGAAGAGCACGGAGCCACACACUCCUCUUCGCCAGCCAGGUCAGAGGCCGACGACGACAUGAGCAUGGACGUGACGCGCGCAAUUGGAAGCAUCGUCGAACAGCCAGACGCACAGAGCUCAGAUAUCGAGGACAACACAGGCAUGAGCAUGGAGCUUACUAUGCCGCUCGGCAGCAUCCAAGCCAUGGCCGCGAAGGCACCGGCGAACCGCAGGAAGAGCCUCAAGCGGAGCGUAUCUGCAGUCGAAUCAUCCCAAGGCAGUCCAGCGAAGAAGCCUGCCGGCCGCCGUACCAGCCUUCGAAACCGCCGCAAGUCCGAGGAACCCGCAGCUGGAGACGCAACAAUGGAUCUCACCAUGGCGAUUGGAGGCAUCAAGAGUAACAUUCUGGCGGGACAGCAAGACGACGACAGGCGCAGCAGCAUGGGCAGUGUCGCCAUGGAUGAGACUAUGGACUUCACCAUGGCAGUUGGCAGCAUCAAGACAGCUCCAACACCCGCUGUGGAUGCACAGGAAAGCGAUGCGGAUGACGAUGGCUUCACCAUGGAGUUCACCAAGGUAGUUGGGCCAGGCAUUAAGCGCACCGAACGACCAGCAGCAACGUCCGAGCAGCCCGCGACUGUCGACUAUCCCGUUUUGCCAGAGGUCAUGAAGACGCCUACUCCCGAGAAGCCUAGGGCUGCGAACGCGGCUCCGGAAACUCAGUUGGACCCGUUUCCUGUGCCGGUGGAGCAGACGCCCACCAAGUCCCCUAUUGCUGCCAAACUGAACCUUGAUCCUGGGACGCCAGCAUUUGUACGACAGCUCCCUGCUGGGGAUGUAGAACCCUCUCCGUUCGUCAGGCGAACACCGCUGAGCGCCCUCAAGAAGGAGGCCACCUCGACUCCCAUCAGGACUUCUGUUAGUGCCAGCAAAGCCAGAGCAGCUGCCGCUACCCCUGUCAGUGCAAGCAAGAGGACGCCUCUGAGCGCAAGCAAGAGGAGAGAGUCUUUGAUCAUUCCAGCAGACCCCAUCGAAGCCCCCAUCCUGAACAGGCGCCGCUCGUCGCUAGGUGGGGUACAGUUCAGCCCGAUCGCUGUGCCUCGCGAAGAGCCUACGCUCAGGAGUACAGCUCUGUUGUCGAACAGUAUCAAAAUGCUGUCAACACCCCGCAAAGCUGCACCUUUGCUGUCGCCUGUCAAGCGAGGCAUGACGCCAAAGAAAUCACAGACCCCCCAGAAGCAGGCUACACCUAAGCAGAAGACCCCAACGCCCAAGAAGAAGGCUCCUAGAAAGUCUCUGAGUCCCAAGAAGCGCGUGGUGUUUGGUGCAGAGCCCGAAAAGGAGGAGCCUGAAGAGAUCGACGAAGAUGUGUCCGAGAUCGAGCGCAUCUCUUUGUCAGAGUUCUUGAGCUUGACCAAGAUCUCCUUCAUGGACGUAAGUGCUAGCAAGCGACGAGCCACCGUGGCUCCGGCCGCCUUCCGCGACAUGGAUGUUGAUGAGACACCGGAGACUCUAGACCGAUAUGUCGUUGCUGGUGCAUGUGUGGUUCCUGAGUACGAGCUGUACUCGCACGCUUGUCACGAGAUGAAGAGGUACAUCUCCAGCGGCCGUGAAGCUGUUCGCCAGAUCGAAGCGAAUGUGGAGGAAGAGAACCCGCUUCUCUUCAGCGAGUACCUAGCAGCACCUCCAGACCAGCGUAACGUCAUGGAUAAACAAUUCCUGAACGCAAGGGCGAACGCUCGUCUUGAUGCUCGCGGCGAAUGGUACUCGUGGCGAAGCACGCUGCUGGGAACCCUCAAGGCUAGCCUUCUUUCUACGCUGGAGGACUUCAAGGACGACGAUGCUUCUCUGGCCAACCAGGAGCGCCUUCUUGACGUGGUCUUGCCUCCUUUGGUUGAGAAGCAGGAGCAGCUUGUCACUGAGCAGAAGCAACUGCAACAACGCCAUGAAGAACUUAACAGCUGCGAUCGCGAGGAGCUCGAACUGACUCGCGAGAACCUCAUCGCUACCGACGCCGAAUUGCAAGCGAAACGCGAGCUUCUGAUGCAGCUCCAGCAAGACCUUUCCGACAAGGAGGCGCGCAUCGACGCCACCAAGGAGCGCAAAGUCGAAUGCCUCGCUGAAACCAAGGCAGCUGAACGCGUCCGGGAGGAGUGUCGAGGCUGGUCCACAACCGAAGUCCGAGACCUGAGAGCCAAGGUUACCGCUCUCGAGAACACCCACGGCUGGAGCAUAACCUCCGCCUCCUCGUCAAGCAUCACAAUGACCCACCUCUCCGAUCUUGAGCUCUACUUCCAACCCUCCUGCUUCGCCACAGGCACAUUCCCAACACCAAACGGUUCCAUCUCCCUGGCCUAUGUCGGCGACUCCGCACAGCCGCACCCGCGCCCCCUGACGACGAGCAAGCGUUUCUUCCUCCAGCUGAUCCGCGCACAACUACACUGUAUCCCGCAGUCCACCGCCUCCAUUGCACAAGUCCUUGCGCUCGUCAAGAACGGCUGGGCCGCUGCGCUCGCCGUGGCUGAAGGCGCAACAUGGCUCGAACAUAAUUUCGUCACCGAGGAGUGCAUCCUCAGCGACGAGCGCAUGGGUGUCCAGGCCGAUAUGCUACUCCCUACCCUGCAAACCAAGAUCCGUGUCAAUUUUGAGAUUGGCGUCAAGCUCGAGGACGGCGAGGUGGAGACCGAGGUGGGCAUCAAGGCCGAGGUUGUGUAUGGCGAGAAGUAUGGGGAGGAGAAAAUGGGUGCAUUUUUGAGGGACUUUUGUGGCGAGACAAUCAAGGAGGGGAGGGAUAUGGCGUGUUGGGCUGAUGGGAUGUGUGAUUUGAGGAGCAGGUUGAAGAAGACAGGGCGCAAGGGGGAGAGGAAGUAGAGCUGCGUUGGUGCAGUGAGCCGCAUCAACGGCUGAUUACGAGUUAUGACGGCGUUUGGGACCUGAAUGGUCUGGCCUUGUAUUAUGUAUUGGCGGUUCGUUCAUAUCUCAUUGCUCGCAAGCAUCUUCAAUGUAUGUUCGCAUCGAUUG
Molecule: messenger RNA, 3878 nt
Organism: Didymella exigua CBS 183.55
Lineage: Eukaryota; Fungi; Ascomycota; Dothideomycetes; Pleosporales; Didymellaceae
Product: Spc7-domain-containing protein
Exons: 4
Coding region: 12-3728 (1238 amino acids)
Biological process (GO): mitotic spindle assembly checkpoint signaling; mitotic sister chromatid biorientation; protein localization to kinetochore
Source: RefSeq, a predicted model, not a curated record